Molecule: messenger RNA, 2833 nt
Organism: Zootoca vivipara (common lizard)
Lineage: Eukaryota; Metazoa; Chordata; Lepidosauria; Squamata; Lacertidae
Source: RefSeq, a predicted model, not a curated record
AAAAAUCAGUUUGCUUGGCCAUCGGAAACGUAUUUUGGCCUCACUGGGAGACAGGCUUCACGAAGAUCCACCUCAGAAACCACCAAGAUCUAUAACCCUCAGGGAACCCAGUGGUAACCACACUCCUCCUCAGUUGUCUCCCUCACUCAGCCAAAGCACUUACACUACUGGUGGCUCCCUGGACGUUCCACACAUUAUCAUGCAGGGGGAUGCAAGGAGAAGAAGAAAUGACAGCUAUUUUGAUGAUAUUCCUCGGUCAAAACUGGAGAGACAGAUGGCACAGCAGUCUUCUGUCUGUGAAAUUUGGACCAGCCAGAAUGCAGGAUAUCCUUACACAGCAGUCCAUCAGGUUCAUAAUACUGGAGACUGGGGUGAACCAUCAAUUACCUUACGACCUCCUAAUGAGGCAACAGCAUCAACACCUGUACAAUACUGGCAGCAUCAUCCAGAGAAGCUAAUCUUCCAGUCAUGCGAUUACAAAGCAUUUUAUUUAGGUUCUAUGCUGGUAAAAGAGCUAAGAGGCACAGAAUCAACGCAGGAUGCCUGUGCAAAAAUGAGGAAGUCUACAGAACAAAUGAAGAAAGUUCCUACUAUUGUUUUAUCAGUCUCUUAUAAAGGGGUAAAAUUUAUUGAUGCAACAAAUAAGAAUAUUAUUGCUGAACAUGAGAUUCGUAAUAUUUCUUGUGCUGCACAAGACCCUGAAGACCUCUCUACAUUUGCUUAUAUCACAAAAGACUUGAAGACAAAUCACCAUUACUGCCAUGUGUUCACAGCCUUUGAUGUGAAUUUAGCCUAUGAAAUAAUUCUCACAUUGGGACAGGCAUUUGAAGUAGCCUACCAACUAGCACUUCAAGCUCGAAAAGGAGGUCAUUCUUCAACCCUUCCUGAAAGCUUCGAUAAUAAACCUACAAAACCAAUUCCAAAACCUCGUGUUAGCAUUCGAAAAUCUGUGAUAGAUCCCACUGAACAAAAGACUCUUGCCAACCUACCAUGGAUUGUAGAACCAGGACAAGAAGCUAAAAGAGGAAUUAAUACCAAGUAUGAAACCACAAUUUUCUGAUAGUGAACUGUCCUCUGUUUCUUGUUGUGCCUUGCACUCAAAGCAGUCAUAGCACAGCCUUUCCUUGACGGCAACUCUUCAGUCUAGUAGAGGGGAAGACUGCACUAUAUGAGUGGCCUUGAAACUAGCAAAAACAUACAAACAAAAACAAAAGGCUGCUGGUCAUUUCUGGUGAUUGUUCUUCCUGCAGCACUGAUAGAAGAAUGACAUGGGAUGAAGACUUUUCAAUUACAGCCCACAAGAGGAGUGGGAGAUUGUUUCACGCACGCUCUUCUCUUAGGACUUUGCCACAGUGCUUUCUUUUGAUUUCGUAUUUUAACGUUCUACUUUUACAAAGGUCUCUAACGGUAAUGCUGCUUAGUAAUACAACGUUCAGUUGUGGUUGGGUUUUUAUUUUCACACAUGACAGUUUUUAAAUUGAAACAAACCCAGAUUAGUUAAUAAAAUAUUUGAGAUAUGUUUGUGAAAUCAUGGGAAUCUAUAUAAGUUAAUUCUACUGUUUAAUAUGUUUUUCAAAAUUAGUAAUGGCAAGACAUUAGCUUCCUUGACUUCUGUAUUUGCUGGUCUAUGUAUUCUUCAUGCCAUUUAAUCCUCUAGAGAAAUGAGGUUAUAUAUGUCAGUGUGAAACAGAAUCAGAGUUUUAUUAAUGGCUUAAAAAAAGAGGAAUUAAUAAUGCAUGAAAAAUGCACCUUGUAUUAAAUAUUUUUGUGGGAGAGAAGAAAACUAUAAGAGCAAGUAUGAUAUUUAUGAUAAAGGAGGUCAUUAAUUAUGAAGAGAGUCUGGAUUUAUUUUAAAGUUAAAUAAACUGCUACUGUACUAUCUAACAGUAGUAACAGUGGGGCCAUCAAUACGCUGGAUGCUUCACUUCAUGGGGUAAAACGGAAGCUGCCCAGCAAUUGCACUACAGGCACAUGCAACUAUACACAGUUUUUCAAGUUAUUAUAGCCAUGAGUUUCGGUUUUAAAAAAUCUGAAAGAUGGUUUUAAACAAAACUAGGAAUUUUAACAAAUUUUCUGUCUCAGAAAGCUGGUUUUAAUGAAAAAGUUCAACUCAAAAGGUUUUUUCCUAAAUGAAGUAAACAAUUCCAAAGUAAUAAUUAUUUCCACAAAUCAGUUGAGCAUUGGCUUGACAGUUGACUUAAUGAAAUUUUCUUUGAAGUAUUUUAAUUUUUUAAAUGUCUUUGUGGAGUAUUUGUAUAAUAACAUUAUGUAUUUCAGUGAAACUGAAUGAAUUAUAACAGUAAAAAUAUCAAUCAUAGGCAAAAAAAUGACAUUUUAAUGUAUGUUCUAUCCAGUCAAAUUGUGAAUCAUUUUGAACUUCAUUAUAGAGAUAUUGAUGAAUAGUGUGGUUGACUUAAAUGUUUUUUAUUAUUCUUUCAUAUUUAACUGAAAGGUUUCAGUUACACUCAACAACUGAAUUUUUAACAAAAUUGAUAAUUGAACUUGAUUAAAAAUUCAAAAUUGUAUAUGGUUUAGUUGAACCUAAUCAUAGCGCUGAAUGACAAAAAACCUUUUAAUACAGUAUUCAAUUUACUUGAACCAAUCAGCUCCUUGUACAUAUUAUGCCUAUUCAUUGUUGAUAUGUAUGUAGUAGGCUGACAGUAAACACUGAAAAAUAUAGUACCAAAAGGAAUAUUGUAUAGGAGAAAAGUAAAUAGUAGCCUCACUGCAACAAAUACUUCUAUGUAAAUAUGCUUGGGCUUCCAGUUAUAAAUUUUGUAAUUUUUGUCAUUAUUUAUAUCCUAUAAAAGCACACAAAAUAAAUUGAAGUUGU